Molecule: messenger RNA, 734 nt
Organism: Centropristis striata (black sea bass)
Lineage: Eukaryota; Metazoa; Chordata; Actinopteri; Perciformes; Serranidae
Gene: pomp
Product: proteasome maturation protein
Biological process (GO): proteasome assembly
Cellular component (GO): nucleus; cytoplasm
Source: RefSeq, a predicted model, not a curated record
AUGAAAACGCGACCCAACCGGAUCCAAGUGUAUCGAAUAGAAAGUGGAAGAAACGGAAUCACAAUGAAUACUCGAGGACUCCGCUCUCAGCUGAAAGACAGUGUCCCUGUGGCAGGUUUAUGUCCGCAGGGAGCUUACGGGGUGCAGGACACUCUGCGCGGCGGCUUUACCAGUGUAAAGAAUGAGCUUCUUCCAAGUCACCCACUGGAGAUGUCAGAGAAAAAUUUCCAGCUAAACCAGGACAAGAUGAAUUUCUCUACUCUCAGAAACAUCCAGGGUCUUCAUGCUCCACUCAAGCUGCAGAUGGAGUACCGGGCAGCUAGACAGAUCCAGCGUCUGCCCUUCUUACCCAGUUCUAACCUGGCUCUGGAUACACUCCGAGGCAGUGACGAGUGCAUCGGCUUUGAAGACAUCCUGAACGAUCCAGCUCACAGUGAAAUGAUGGGCGAGCCACACAUGAUGGUGGAAUACAAACUGGGAAUGUUGUGAAUGAAGAUGGACACACAUGAUACACAGUUAGACACAUGGAUUUAGUUUUAUUAUUUGUCUGCAUACAUUUGUUUAUUGGCUCACAAUUCCCCAGCCUGGAGGAUUGAGUGUGUAAUGUUUAGGGUAAGAACAGGGCCUGAUGAGUGUGUGUUGGGGGGUUCUGAUCCGAUCUGGAGACAAGCAUUCACUGCUGCUUUUGUAUGAUUCCAAUCCCGUUGGUGUUUCUAAUAAACUUCAUAACCUUC